UGAUUAUUAAAUAUAGAAUGAUAUUUGUUGUGAAUAACAGGAAACAUGGAAACAAUACCUGUUUUUGUUCAUCACGGUGGUUUUUGGAAUGAAGUCAUGGAAUAUGUAAACUUCUGUGUUUUUGGAAUUACUUUGGCUACAAACAACUCUUUUGCUGAUUUGAUUGAAAAGGUAGCAGAUAGGAUUGGAAUACAAACAACAUCAACCUCAUUAAUAGUUCAAUACAAAGUGAGAGACAACUAUCCACCACUAAUGAUACAAGAUAACUCAUCUCUGGUGUUUUAUUUGCAUCUGAAGAAACAAGAUACAGAUGUGACGAAGUUCCCUCUAUGCAUCACCACUGCUGAUGUACAAGAAGAAACAAAUUGCAACAUGUUUCUUGUUGGAAAUAAACAAGUGGAAACAACAUCUGGGAUACAAGAAGGAACACUGUCUGAAGAAAGCUCAACGAUUAGUGAAGAGAUAGACAUUAAUGCUUUUAUAUUAGCAUGGGCAAAUAAAACAACUGAUGAACUGCUACAAGAUAAAUUUGUGGAGUCAGAAGCAACAAAGUGCAACAACAGUGAUGUAUCCCCUGAAGUAGGACUGAUAUACAAGAACCGUGCUGAGUUCAAGAAAGCACUGAAGUUGAAUGCUAUAAAAAAUCACUUCCAGUACAUGACUGAAAAGUCAAAUAAGAUUUGUUUUGUGGCUAAGUGUUUGGAUGAAAAUUGCAGUUGGGAGAUAAAAGCAAGACAAAUUGGAACAAUGGGAAGGUUUAAAGUUGUGAAGCUUGUAAAUACACAUUCCUGCAGAUUAGAAGUAAGAUUAGCAGAUCAAAGGCAUGCAACAUCAAGUUUGGUAGCAGAAUGCAUUCAAUCUAAGCUAUUGGAUCCAAAGGCGCAAUAUAAUGCAACCGAUGUAAAGAGGGACAUGCUACAGGAAUAUGGUGUUGAAAUCAGUUACCUAAAAGCAUGGAGAGCAAAAGAAAAGGCACUAAAUAAACUCAGAGGAAAACCAGAAGAAUCAUAUGGCUUUCUGCCACGGUUCUUGAAUAUUGUGAAACAAACAAAUCCUGGAUCAUUUGUGCAACUUAAAAUUAAUGAAGACAACACAUUCUUGUAUGUCUUCAUGGCUAUUGAAGCAUCAAUUAAGGGCUGGGAAUUUUGCAGACCAGUUAUUGUAGUUGACGGGACAUUUUUGACUGGGAGGUAUGGCAGAACACUGUUAACCGCAUCAACACAAGAUGCUUGUGGAAAAAUAUUCCCUAUUGCAUUUUCUGUAGUUGACUCUGAGAAUGAUGAAUCUUGGAAAUGGUUUUUCAGAAAUAUUAAAGAAGCUUUGGUUUAUAGAAGUGAAAUGGUGAUUGUUUCUGAUAGACAUGAGAGUAUUGCAAAAGCUGUUUUAGAAGUGUAUCCAGAAUCUGGGCAUGGGGUAUGCAUAUACCAUCUAUUCAACAACCUCAAGACAAAGUUCAAAAGAAAAACAAAGAAAAUGAAAGAUAGUUUUUUUGAAGCUGCACAAGCAUAUACCAAAGAUGACUUUGAUUGGCACAUUGAGGAACUGAAGAAACUGGAUGAGGGGAUAGUACCAUAUUUAUACUCAGUUAGGUAUGAAAAAUGGACUAGAUUUUUCUCAACAUCAAAAAGAUACUCAACAAUGACUUCAAAUAUAGCCGAAUCCUUGAAUGCCGCAUUGAAAAAGAUAAAAAAUCUGCCAAUAACUGCGUUGCUACAGUUCUUGCAUGCAUUGGUACAAAUAUGGACACAUAUGAACAGAAAUAUUGCAAGAAACACAUUUACCAAACUUGCAAAAGUUCCACAUGAAACACUAGAGCUGAACUACCUCAAAUGCAUGAAGCUAAAGGUGAUUCCUUCUAGUGAAGCAAUAUUUACUGUUUCUGAAAUGAACACAAGCUUCAUUGUUAACUUAGAGGAGAAGAAUUGCACUUGUAGAAGAUUCCAAAUUGAUGAAUUGCCAUGUAUUCAUGCACUGGCAGUACUCAAAAAGAUGAAUCAAGAGCCAUACAAAUUUUGCUCAUCUUACUACUUAAAGGACACGAUGCAACAAACAUAUCAACGGACUGUGCAUCCAAUUCCAGAUCAGGGGACAUGGCCAAUGAAUACUUGCGAUCAACUGAAAAUCUAUCCCCCACAUGGAAGGAAAAAGUCUGGAAGGCCAAAGAAGCAGAGGUACAAGGCACACUGGGAGAGUACAAGUACACACAAAUGUGGGAAGUGUGGAAACCAAGGGCACAACAGAAAGACAUGUAGGAAUGCACCACAACAGUAGAAAGUUUCUAUAAUGUAGUUUCUAUAAUAUAAUUGUUUUACAAAAUCUCUCAAUUGCUACUGUUCAAACUCAAUUUAAUAUAAAUAUGCAUUCAUAUUGUUAGUGUCC
This is a messenger RNA of Cuscuta epithymum, 2379 nucleotides long. The record is from the annotation of a GenBank genome assembly. NCBI's taxonomy places the organism in Eukaryota, Viridiplantae, Streptophyta, Magnoliopsida, Solanales, Convolvulaceae.